AUGCACCAAACCCCACAAUGGGCUCCUAGUUCAAAACCGGGCCGUUGUUUGUCUCCAAGUGGCCAAGACCUGACCCGCGUUGACUAUCGUCUCUGGUUGAAGAGCCUGAUUGAUGCGAGCCACCACAGCCUAAAUGAUUGGUUCUACUUAGCUCUAUUUCAUUUUACAGUUUUGCUUGUUGUGGCCUGUCGACGCAAAUCGUGGAUUGGUUAUACCGGAUCCCUAUUGCCAUACCGUUGUCGGAUACUUCUGUGA
Molecule: messenger RNA, 255 nt
Organism: Protopolystoma xenopodis
Lineage: Eukaryota; Metazoa; Platyhelminthes; Monogenea; Polystomatidea; Polystomatidae
Source: the annotation of a GenBank genome assembly